GAUAAGCUGCAGGCCCUGAACGACGAGUUCGCGACGAACAUCCGGAGGAAGAAGGAGCUGGAGGACGAGCUCUUCCUCUGCUCCCAGAAGCUGGACAGGGCCGAGAAGCUGAUCGAGGGCCUGGGCGGGGAGAAGGAGCGCUGGAGCCGGGCUGCCCACGCCCUGGGGGAGAAAUACGAUAACAUCAUGGGGGACGUCCUCAUGGCUGCUGCCGUCGUCGCCUACUUGGGUCCUUUCACUGCCGAUUUCAGGCAAUCCUGUCUCGAGGAAUGGGUGCGAAGGUGCGAGCAGGUGGGCGUGGCGUGCUCGAAUCCCUUCCAUUUAAGUUCGACACUGGGGGAUGCGGUGAAGACUAGGGCAUGGCAUCUGGCCGGGCUUCCGGUCGAUGUCUUCUCGGUCGACAAUGCCAUCAUCGUGACCCACGCCAGGCGGUGGCCGCUCAUGAUCGACCCUCAGGGCCAAGCGAACAAAUGGAUCCGAAACCUGGAGAAGGACAACGGGCUGUCGGUGAUCAAGCUCACGGACCCCAACUAUCUGAGGAUCCUGGAGAAUGCCCUCCAGUUUGGCAGACCCAUCCUUCUCGAAAACAUCGGCGAGGAGUUGGAUCCCAUCCUGGAGACCGUCCUCAUUCGGCAGACCUUCAAGUCUGCA
Darwinula stevensoni is the source of this 651-nucleotide messenger RNA. NCBI's taxonomy places the organism in Eukaryota, Metazoa, Arthropoda, Ostracoda, Podocopida, Darwinulidae. The record is from the annotation of a GenBank genome assembly.